AAGCGUCCCUUGGGCACUGGGCGGGUCUGCGGCGGGAUCGAUCAAGGAAACUUCACUGAAGAUGUCUAAGCAACAGCCAACUCAGUUUAUAAAUCCAGAAACUCCUGGCUAUGUCGGAUUUGCACAUCUUCCCAAUCAAGUUCACCGAAAAUCAGUGAAAAAGGGUUUUGAGUUCACACUAAUGGUGGUCAGUGAAUCGGGUCUUAGAAAAUCAACUCUCAUAAACAGCCUGUUCCUCACUGACCUUUACCCGGUCAUCCCCGGAGCUGUAGAGAAAAUUGAAAGAACUGUCCAGAUUGAGGCUUCAACUGUGGAGAUCGAGGAGCGAGGGGUCAAGCUACGCCUGACAGUGGUGGACGCGCCUGGCUAUGGGGACGCCACCAACUGCAGGGAUUGUUUUAAGACCAUCAUCUCCUACAUCGAUGAGCAGUUUGAACUGCAUGACGAGAGUGGCUUGAACAGACGGCACAUCAUUGAUAAUAGAGUGCACUGCUGCUUUUACUUUAUCUCGCCCUUUGGACACGGACUUAAGCCUUUAGAUGUCGCAUUUAUGAAAGCAAUACACAAUGAGGUGAACAUCGUGCCUGUCAUUGCCAAAGCUGACACGCUCACCCUGAAGGAACGGGAGCACUUGAAGAAGAGGAUUCUGGAUGAAAUUGAAGAACAUAACAUCAAAAUCUAUCAUUUACCUGAUGCAGAAUCAGAUGAAGAUGAGGACUUUAAAGAGCAGACUAGACUUCUCAAGGCCAGUAUCCCAUUCUCUGUGGUUGGAUCCAAUCAGUUGAUUGAAGCCAAGGGCAAGAAGGUCAGAGGCUGCCUCUACCCGUUGGGCAUUGUGGAGGUGGAGAACCCGGAGCACAGUGACUUUCUGAAGCUGCGGACGAUGCUCAUCACCCACAUGCAGGAUCUCCAGGAGGUGACUCAGGACCUUCACUAUGAAAACUUCCACUCUGAGAGGCUCAAGAGAGGCAGCAGGAAAGUGGAAAACGAGGACAUGAAUAAAGACCAGAUCCUGCUGGAGAAGGAAGCAGAGCUCUGCUGCAUGCAGGAGAUGAUCGCCAGGAUGCAGGCGCAGAUGCAGCUGCAAAUGCAGGGUGGGGAUGGCGACAGCGGGGCCCAUGGGCAUCAUGUGUGAGAAAACGCUUUACAAGAUAGAGAAAACAUUCCACAUGAAUUCUACAGCUGCGUGUUUCCGAGAGAUCAUUGGAAGGGUGCCCAUCCACAUUUUACAGUACCAGUGCCUGAGAAUUUAAUUUUUUUUAAAGCUUUUGAUGUGUUGUUUUGUAUGAAGUGCUUUUAACAUUUAUAUUUCGUUGUUAUGUUAUACUUUAUAUUUUGUGAGGUGAACCUUGCAUUUUUCAUAUUUCUUCCACCUUGACUAACCACUAAUGUUGGAGCUGAUUUCCAGGAUCAGUCAUUAUAUAUAAUUAACAUUGAAUUUCUUUGAUUUGGCUGGCCUGACUAGUUGUUGAGGAGCACUCUUGAUUUCAUUUCUAGAACAUCCGGAUGUAGCCAGCCUGUGCCUGGGUGCUAGCAAUGUGGACCCAGUGAUGGGGAAAGGUGAGCUGGCAUCUUCAGGGCACUCACCUGCCAGGUCACCAGGAUGGCACUUCUCCCUUGCUUCACUUUGCUUUGAGCACAAUACCUAAAACCAGUUUUGCUGCUGUAAUUCAGUACUGUUAAUUCAUCUGCACAUUUGCUUUUUUACCAAGUAAAACAGAAUUAUUAUCUAAUAUUGUAUGUGUAUACUUAAAUAGCUCUUUUAAAAACAGGUAAUCAGGGUCAAAUUUUAAGUCUUUGGCUUCUGGUGCUAGGUAAUUUUUUAAGCUGCUCUGCAGAAAACACCACAAGCCACGUUUUGUAGUGUUCCCCACUGAUACUGGUAAUACCCCGCUAUGACAGCGAGUGUCCGUGAGCUCCAGUUUUCAUAUUACAGCAACAAUUCUUACCCACACAGAGCCAAUAAAUGAUUUUUACUCAACUAACAUGAAAAGUAACUUUUUUAAGGAAAAUUAAUAAAUGAUAUAUUUAGAAACCA
This is a messenger RNA of Mustela lutreola (European mink), 2038 nucleotides long. Its product is annotated as septin-2-like. Gene Ontology annotation, biological process: cilium assembly; cytoskeleton-dependent cytokinesis; regulation of exocytosis. Gene Ontology annotation, molecular function: GTPase activity; molecular adaptor activity; GTP binding. The record is from RefSeq and is a predicted model, not a curated record. Lineage: Eukaryota; Metazoa; Chordata; Mammalia; Carnivora; Mustelidae. Gene Ontology annotation, cellular component: microtubule cytoskeleton; septin complex; septin ring.